AAGGAACACACCGUGGACAAGAACAAUGUUCAGCAGCGACUGUGCAAAGUGCCAAAAAGAGGUCACAGCUUGGAGUAAAGGAGUGAGCUGCGAGAGAUGUGAUGACUGGUACCAUGUGGGCUGCAUGGUGGUGAAGGGCGCGGUAAAGCCCGAACACAUGAAGAUCUUGAAAUGCAAGAACAUAUGGUUUGUGUGUGAAACGUGUCAAGAAAGAACAAGGAGAGAGUGGAAGGAAAAAGAUAAGAAAACAAGAAAAGAGGAGGAAGCGGCAGAUGCCAAGAGACAUCCCCCUGGUGAUGAGGUGGAGAAGGCAGAGCCAGUGGUGGCUGCGGAUCACAACUACCACAAGGGCACCGCAGCCAGCGAGGAUCCAGGGAAGAUGGAGGAAGGAGCAGAGGCGGGAGAGAAGAAGGAGGCUGCACCAGGGACGGAGAAUAAGAGGAAACCAGCAGAAGUGAAGGAGAAGGAGGCUGAACCAGGGACGGAGAGUAAGAGGGAGUCAGAAGCAGUGAAGGAGAAGGAGGCUGAACCAGGGACAGAGAGUAAGAGGGAGUCAGAAGCAGCAGUGAAGGAGAAGGAGGCUGCACCAGGGACGGAGAGUGAGAAGGAGGCAGAAGCAGCAGUGAAGGAGAAGGAGGCUGCACCAGGGACGGAGAGUGAGAAGGAGGCAGAAGCAGCAGUGAAAGUGAAGGAGAAGGAGGCUGCACCAGGGACGGAGAGUGAGAAGGAGGCGGAAGCAGCAGUGAAAGUGAAGGAGAAGGAGGCUGCACCAGGGACGGAGAGUGAGAAGGAGGCGGAAGCAGCGGGGAAGAUUAGAAAAUUACAUAACGCUGAAAAGAAAGUUGUGUGAAUAAGAAGGGAGGAACGAGAGGAGGAGGACCUAAGAAGCGAUACAAAGCGUUACAGGUCAAAAGAAGAAGAAGAAGAAGU
Eriocheir sinensis (Chinese mitten crab) is the source of this 930-nucleotide messenger RNA. Its product is annotated as axoneme-associated protein mst101(1)-like. Bases 26 to 850 code for a protein of 274 amino acids. The record is from RefSeq and is a predicted model, not a curated record. NCBI's taxonomy places the organism in Eukaryota, Metazoa, Arthropoda, Malacostraca, Decapoda, Varunidae. The transcript is spliced from 2 exons.